Messenger RNA from Striga asiatica, 1113 nucleotides. NCBI's taxonomy places the organism in Eukaryota, Viridiplantae, Streptophyta, Magnoliopsida, Lamiales, Orobanchaceae. The record is from the annotation of a GenBank genome assembly.
AUGGAUAGUCUCUCUCUUCCUCCUAAUCUCCUCUUUGCUAAACCCCGUCAAAACCCGCUUUAUAACCCCAGCCCCACUCCUCACCCUCUCGUGCUCUAUAAAAACCGAGUAGCUCUCCGGAUCUCCCGGCAAGAACCACCGGUACUGCCCGUAGGCCGUCCGAUUCCAGAAGAAAACCGGCACAGAACCGGCCAACAUACAAUCGAAAAUCGAGCGCCGGGUAUAACUGUCCCCUUUGGGCUGCAGGCAGAACUCCGACCCGAGCAGAGCUUCCAGAACAACAGACGAGUUGGCAGCACACUGGGCCGCGUCGCAGUCCACCAGCCGACAGAAACCCGGUUCGGUUUUGCAGUACCCGAGCAGAAGGGCCCGAAAAUCGCGCCGGACCCAGUUUCGGGCCGCCCCAAUGAAGGUGAACAGGUUAGAUCUAUUACGCUCGCGCACGAAUUUCUGCCACAGUUGGACGGUUUCCCUAUCGUCGGGGUGGAAUCCCGUGGGGUAAGGCGCACUGACGUCGCGUGGGUCCCUCGGGGCACUUUCUAUAAUGAAUCGGGUCACGGCCUGCAUCUCGGCCGUGUUGAGGAAACUGGAGCCCCAGCGUUUGGCCGGUUCGGUCAGGCGACGGAAAUCCCACGACUUCCUGCCCUUGACCCAGUGGAGCAUCUCCUCGCAAAGGUGGUCCCUCCGCCACGUGUCCGUAGAAGGGGAUGUAGAACGCCGCAGCUGAUUCCGGCUCGAGGGUCCUGCAUUUGUGGGUCAAAACGCGGUGGUGAAAAAUUAGCUCCAGCGCGAACUGGUUCGUGCGGUACCACGAUCCGGCUAAAUUCUCCGGCAGGAGGCGGCGGAGCUCGACGGCGGGGCCGCCGUAGCCGCGAUUGGGAACCAGGCCGCACUGCCAGUUCCAGGGGAUUAAGUCGGUGCAGUUGUGUAGCAACAGACGUACACCUUGCCGGAGGGGCAUUCGUUCCGGUGGGAGACGGCGGGGUUCAGGCAAGACGGCGAAAGGCGCAUAAAGUAAAGGACGAAAAAUUGGGCGGAAAGGAAAAGGAUAAAGAGAGAGAAACGAGGGUGGGAAGAAAAUUGGGUGUGGAAAAAUUUCAGAGAUUUGUUUAG